GGAUAUUGGAAGCGCCUUUUACAAGUUGAAUUCAAUAUGUUAAAUAUCGUGAAUCACCUACCACAAAAGUACUGUGAGAAUAUUCUCGUUGCACAUAAUGAUCAUGAUAUGGUAUAUCAAGUUAGAGGGUUUCAACUACACUCAAUUCAUUUAACAUCUAUGCAAGUCGAUAAUAAUAAAGAUAACUGUAAAAAGUUAUCUGUUGAAACAAAUCUUGUCGAUAUCGACUAUUCACCGGGGAUAAAUUCUUUACUAAGCUGUUCUGAUAAAGGGGAUAUACAUAUAUGGGAUUUAAGAGACGGUAAACAGCAACCCUCAGUGCAGACACAUAAACAGUUGAUUAACGCGCCAUUCACCUGUUGUUCUAUCAGUCCAGAUGGUAGUCUAGUUUGUUGUGGUACAGAAGUAUGCAGAGUAAAAAAAUCCCACAAAAAAAAGCGUCGAAAACGUCAUGACUCUAUUGAUAGUAGUGAAAUGGAUGAAGAUACAGCUCAUUUAGUUUAUUGGGAUACCCGCAAUUUAUCAUCUCCGUUGGGUAGUAUUAAAGACUUUCAUUCAGAUGAUAUUGUUGAUGUGAAAUUUGAUCCCACAUCAGUACCGGGUUAUCUGCGUCUAAUGGAUUGUUCUGAAGAUGGCUUAGUGUGUUUGUUCGACAUGAAAGCCGCGUCAGCAUCCGAUGAAAAUCCUCUUUUAUAUAUGUUUAAUUCAGAAUCAGUGACUAGUUCUUGUGGUUGGUUGUUAUCGUCUAAUAAUUCAACUGACUGUCUUAUUGGUGUCUAUUGUACAACUAUAAUGAGAUCAAAUGUUAAAGUUUGGCCAAUACAUCCAUCAAUGUUACUACAAUCGAAUAAAGAAUUAAAUUUAUCAGAAAAAGAACAAAAACAAUUAAAUGAUACAACUAAAUUAUGGAAUUCUAAAUUUAUUGAUUAUAAUUCAUUAAAAGGUCAUAACUUUUUCAGUGUAAUAAUUCAAGAUGAUAAAUUCAAAGAAUUUCUACUUCUUGGUGAAUAUGAUAAUCAAGACUGUCCAGCUAUUUUUUAUUCUAAUCCAAAUAAACCGAUUUGGAAUAUCUCUUGCCUAGGGAAUAAUAUAAAUAAUCAACAAGUGGAUAAUACAAAUUUCAACUUACAAUCUGCAGACUUUUUACAUAAAUCUAGUGAUAAUCAUAAAAAAUUCUGCUUUAUGAUUGGUUCACAGUCGACUGUUUUAUGUUCUUAUGAAAUAUCGACUGAAUAAUUGAUAUAAAGAUAUUGGUG
Heterobilharzia americana is the source of this 1256-nucleotide messenger RNA. The record is from the annotation of a GenBank genome assembly. Lineage: Eukaryota; Metazoa; Platyhelminthes; Trematoda; Strigeidida; Schistosomatidae.